Molecule: messenger RNA, 430 nt
Organism: Pygoscelis adeliae (Adelie penguin)
Lineage: Eukaryota; Metazoa; Chordata; Aves; Sphenisciformes; Spheniscidae
Product: lamin-A-like
Exons: 1
Coding region: 77-430 (117 amino acids)
Source: RefSeq, a predicted model, not a curated record
CCGAGACAGCUGGGUGGGUGGCGUGGGACGCCGAGCUGUGACCUGUGCCGUGUCCUUCGCCUCGACGCCGGACCCCAUGGCAACGCCUUCGCAGAAGAGGAGCACCCGCAGCGGGGCUUCGGGGACACCCUUGUCCCCCACCCGCAUCACUCGCUUGCAGGAGAAGGAGGACCUGCAGGAGCUCAAUGACCGUUUGGCCGUCUACAUCGACAAGGUGCGCUCGCUGGAGCUGGAAAAUGCCGGCUUGCGGCUCCGCAUCACUGAAUCGGAGGAGGUGGUGAGCCGUGAGGUCUCGGGCAUCAAGGCUGCCUAUGAGUCGGAGCUGGCGGAUGCCCGCAAGACCUUGGAUUCAGUGGCCAAGGAGAGAGCUCGGCUGCAGCUGGAGCUCAGCAAAGUCCGGGAGGAGCACAAGGAGCUGAAAGCCCGGUGA